UUGCGGCGGCGGGAAGAUGCCCGCGGGACUCGGAGCAGUCGGGAGCGCGGCUUCCGCCUUCGGGGCUCUGCCGUCGGCGUGGAGACCCAGGCCCGCCACGCCAGGCCCUGCCCUGGAAGCGCUCGCGGCCCGGCGCCUGGACUGGGGAGUUGCUGCACUUUGGCGUAAAUUGCAAUCGAUUAGGGAUCGUUUCUCAGACUCGAGUUAGAAGUGAGAGUUCAGAUAAGUGAGGCCACCAUUGCUGCUUUGAACACCUCAGAAGGGGAGAAUGGAUUUAUCAGGAGUGAAAAAGAAGAGCUUGCUAGGAGUCAAAGAAAAUAAUAAAAAGUCCAGCACUAGGGCUCCUUCUCCUACCAAACGCAAAGACCGCUCUGAUGAGAAGUCCAAGGAUCGUUCUAAAGAUAAAGGGGCCACCAAGGAGUCAAGUGAGAAGGACCGUGGCAGGGAUAAAACUCGGAAGAGGCGCAGUGCUUCCAGUGGUAGCAGCAGCACCAGGUCCCGGUCCAGCUCUACCUCCAGCUCGGGCUCCAGCACCAGCACGGGCUCCAGCAGCGGCUCAAGCUCUUCUUCAGCGUCGAGCCGCUCGGGAAGCUCUAGCACAUCCCGCAGUUCCAGCUCCAGCAGCUCCUCUGGCUCGCCGAGUCCUUCUAGGCGCAGGCAUGAUAACAGGAGGCGCUCCCGCUCCAAAUCCAAACCACCCAAAAGAGAUGAAAAGGAAAGGAAAAGGCGGAGUCCUUCCCCUAAGCCCACCAAAGUCCACAUUGGGAGGCUCACCAGGAAUGUGACCAAGGACCACAUCAUGGAAAUAUUCUCCACUUAUGGGAAAAUUAAAAUGAUUGACAUGCCUGUAGAAAGGAUGCACCCCCAUCUGUCUAAAGGCUAUGCAUACGUGGAGUUUGAGAACCCAGAUGAAGCCGAGAAGGCACUGAAGCACAUGGAUGGAGGACAAAUUGACGGCCAGGAGAUCACUGCCACCGCUGUGCUGGCCCCCUGGCCUCGGCCGCCCCCCAGGCGAUUCAGCCCUCCGAGGAGGAUGCUGCCACCACCUCCCAUGUGGCGUCGGUCGCCCCCACGAAUGAGAAGAAGGUCACGCUCCCCAAGGCGCAGGUCCCCCGUGCGCCGGCGAUCUCGCUCCCCUGGCCGCCGCCGCCACAGGAGCCGCUCCAGCUCCAACUCCUCCCGAUAAGCAGGGCCCCCGGAGCUCUGCGCCCUGUGACUUCGAUCCCAUCCAAUUCAGCUUUGUCACUUCUCUAGCCAAAGGAGGGUUGGUUGGAAAGAAAUUCCUCACUCAGGGCAGGCUUUGAGGACAGCAACUGAGACAUUUCCUCUGAAGGCAGAGUUCCAGAGGAGUGUCCAUGGUUUGGGGUUGUGCCUGCAAGCAUGCCCUCCAGUUUUCUGGCUAGAAAGCUCCCACAUUUCCAGGUCCUAAGAGAGUCCAUCCAGUGGCAAAGCCAGCAGGGACAAAGCAGGGCUCCAGGUGGUAGUGUGGCCCCAGCCUGGGGGUGGGGUGCCUGUUUCAUUUCCACAAAUGACUGGGGGCCGGUCGAGGGUCCCGGUCCUGCCCUCGGUGGUCUGCAGGGUCCCUCAGGAAAGGGUGCACCUGGGUGCAGCUGCCGUUCCUACUCGCCUGGCCCUGCUCCCCUGAUCGGCUCCUCUUCCAGCACCUGUGGUCAAACGGCCCAUGUUAGUUCCGGGAAAUGGUUCUGUUUCUACGUGUACUCACGUCUCCCUUCCUCUGAAAUUGGUGAGCAUAAGGAGAGCCAGCUCUGCAGGGUCAUCACGGACCACCCCCCUGCCGCAGCUGCUGCUCAGGGUGGUCUUGCAGGUUACCUGGGCAACAUGUACAUUGCUUCUCUUGGCUUUUAUUGUACAGUCAGUACUAUAAAUUUGUUGUUUUGAGUUUUGUUACUUGUAGCAUUUUAGGCGCCGUUGUGUUUGUACUUUGUUGUGUAGAGUGAAGGGAUUGUGUUGAAUAAAGAGGAUUAGAAUACAGUGA
Molecule: messenger RNA, 1996 nt
Organism: Zalophus californianus (California sea lion)
Lineage: Eukaryota; Metazoa; Chordata; Mammalia; Carnivora; Otariidae
Gene: RNPS1
Product: RNA binding protein with serine rich domain 1
Exons: 9
Coding region: 269-1186 (305 amino acids)
Biological process (GO): mRNA splicing, via spliceosome
Cellular component (GO): ASAP complex; cytoplasm; nucleoplasm
Molecular function (GO): RNA binding
Source: RefSeq, a predicted model, not a curated record